AUGUCGCAAGUCAUCAAGAGUUUGCCAAAGGGUCAUGACUCUGGUAAACGUUUGGCUGUUGCUUCAACUGGACUUGAAGUUGGUUUGGAAUCCCAGCCAUCACAGUUGCCUUCAGGUUUUCCUUCAGAAGGGGCCCAGACUUCGGUUCACAACACCUUUGAAUAUCAUGAUCAGCGAUCCCAGCAAGUUUAUGUUGAAGUAGAUCCCAUGGUGUUUUCAAGCAUGGUAUCCGAAGCCAGACGGGUCAUUCAAGAAUCCGAAGAGAAAGCCCAGGGUUUAGAGCAAUUAGCCCAAGAAGUUUACCAGCAAGCAUGUAGCCGCAUUCAUGAGCUUGUGAACCUUACAGAAAGCCUUUACCAGUCCGAUUGUACCAAAGCUUCUGAGAUUGAAAAGCUUCAAGGGCUCAAGGGGAUGUCCAAUCAACCCGUGAUCAACUCCAAGUUCAGAUCAAUCGCAAUCAAGCCAUGGGCUCAGAUUGCCCAUUUUGAGUCCCAAAUGUCCAAUAUCCAGAAUUUAUUUGGUCGCCUGAUGUCCGAAGUUUCCCGUCUCGAAUCGAGUGAAGCCCGGCUUGAGGGGAGCGCCGCUCCUUGUGCCGUGGCAGCAAGCGUUGAGGCACAGAUGAGGUCUGCUCAAGUAGCAGAUGUCGUUUCAGGGAAUCUUGGUGUGGCAGUUGAAAGUCGUGUUGUUGAACAUCCAAGCGAAUCUCAUGCCAAUGUUUUCCAGUCAUCAAUGGAGCAAAGACUGGAGUCGAUGAUGGCAGCUAUUCAGUGCUUGUCAGAUCGAAUGAUCUACUAUGAGCAAAAUGGGGGUGUUGGAGAGGAUGAAUUGAUUGUUGAAGAAAAGACUGAAAGGGAUCUCGUUGACAAUCGUGCCCUUCAAAGUGCAAAGUUGGAGCCCUUGCCCAACAAUGCUGCCGACUUCAGGGUUUGGAGAAAUUCUCUGAUUCUGAUGUUAGGACGCCUUGACAUUAGUGGAAUUGACUACCUUACGACUUGGUUUGCACUUGCAUUCAAGGUUGACUCUGCACAGGAAUGUUCAAGUUCCUCAGGCCUUGUGCCAAGGCUGGACAGGUGGCUCGCAGCAGAGCUCAUCAAGAGUCUGAAAGGAAUUCCUGAGUUGCAGUUGAAGGUCCAGGGUUACAUUGAAAGUUGCACCCGCCAAAGUCAAGCUCCACGAGGCCGGGCAGUUGUCCAAAUGAUCUCUCGACACUUCGACUUGGAUAGGGUCCGUGGGGCGCUCAUCACAUCUCAAUCGGUCUUUUUGGUGGAACUCAAUGGAUACUCAGUUGCUGACCUGCAAGAGUUUUCAUCCAGCCUGAUGAAGGUUUUGAACCAAAUUCCGAGUGAGCAGUGGCCCAACCAAAGAAUGCUUGGAGAGUUUCUUUUCCAUAAGCUUCGGACCGUACGUCGUUUGGAGAGGGUGAUUGAUGAAAUCAAAAGAUCCCCAGAUGAUUCCGCCAUGCGUGAGUUCAACUAUCUUUGGGGAAGAUUGCAAGAGUUUUUGGUUGAAGAGCGCGAAGACGUGAACGCUCGAUCCAUUGAGCAAUCCCUUCGCAAUCAAAAGAAAGGAGACAAGCCAAAGGCGAAGACUCCAGCAGUCCCAGCAAAAGCGUCUCCUGCCAAAGCCUCUGUAGCUGCCGCAGUUAGCGCCCCAACACCCAAAGAUGCCCCCAAAGGGCCUUCCAAAAACGCAAAGCGUAAGUCGAAGGGAAAACCCGGAAAGCCGAUGACGGCUGAGGAGAAGGCAGAGACUCCAUGCAUUUUCAAUCAGAUGCCUAAUGUUUGUGUUUAUGGGGAUAAGUGCCAGUCAUGUUAA
This is a messenger RNA of Cladocopium goreaui, 1815 nucleotides long. The record is from the annotation of a GenBank genome assembly. NCBI's taxonomy places the organism in Eukaryota, Dinophyceae, Suessiales, Symbiodiniaceae.